AUGGCCGAGAAACCCGACGUCACAGUAGCCAUUGAUCUUGGCACCACUUUCACAGGAGUUGGAUUUUUGUUCUCCAAUGGGACGAUGCACAUCUUCAACAACUGGCCCGGAAACAAUAGCACUGGCGAAACCAAGGUCCCCAGCCGUAUUGUCUACAACCAUGACAACACAGUAUCCUCAUGGGGUUUCUACUCAUCUUUGUAUGAUGACCCUUUACCACCUGGUAAGAAAGAGCAUCGUCUCUUCAAGAUGUUUCUUGAUAAAGAAACCUGCGAGGAGGCAAGAAGAGCUGGUUUGAGUACGAUUACUACUACGGCAGAGGCGUCGAAAUGUGCUACAGACUUUCUUCAGCAGAUAUAUCGGCACAUCAAAAUUACGUAUGAGGAGAUGACAGGCGCAAACUGGACCACUUCGGCAGUGACUUUUCUUUUCAGUGUUCCCACCACUUGGAGAGGGUUAGAUGUGAGCAACACAUUCAAGGCAGUCAUUAGAGCCGCUGGCUAUGGAACUGAAGGACCUCGUCACUCAGCGCAAAUCGAUCUUACAGAAGCUGAAGCAGCUGCUGUCGACACUCUCAAAAGCGGUGUAGUCAACUUCAACACUGGGGACGUAUUCCUCACUAUAGACGCUGGUGGUGGCACAACAGACUUCUCCUUGGUCCAAGUCACCAGUAUUGAGAACGGAAGGACACAGAUGUCGCAGAUCGCCGAAGUUGCUGGUAUCGGAAUCGGCUCAACUCUUAUCGACUCUGCUUUCGGCAAGCUUGUCCAAGAGCGUUUGGCUAAUUGCCCUGAUGUGCCGUUCAGUAUUGCGAAUGGCCUUGCCGAGAACAUGAUGAAGAGUGAGCGAUUCAAAGUUGUCAAGCAUCUUUUUGGUGACCCUGCAGCCAUCGCCAAUUCUCACAAGAUCCCCAUGCCUGGUGUCCCAAACAACUUCAGACAUACCCAGCUUGGUGCUGAUGGAGGAUGCAUGAAAUUUGAUAAUCACGACAUACAGAGGCUUUUUGAUCCCCAUGUCAAGAGCAUCUUGGUCAAAGUCCGCGAACAGCUGGACUGGAUGGUACAAAACAACCGCAGUGAGCAAGUGAUGUAUAUAGCAUUAUCUGGAGGGUUGGGGAGUUCGAAACAUGUCCAACGACAGCUCAGAGAGCAUUUCGUUCAAUUCAGGCACCCCAACUGUCAAAAGGUCAGAGUUAUUGUAAGCAAAAACCCACAGACAACCGUCGUCAGGGGUCUUCUUGAAGACCAAAAACAAAAACGGGAAACGGGAAACAAGCCGGUUCUCGCCACAUACAUCGCUAGAAUGAGCUAUGGUAUCGUAAUUCGGGAACCGUACAACCCUAUGCGGCACGUAGGCGAGCAACUAGAGACAGAUGAGUUUGACUCUGCUCAACGUUGGGCUGUGAAUCAGAUAGAGUGGUUCAUUCGCAAGGGAGAUAACAUUGACCCUACCAUGCCGAUCAUGAAACCGUUUAGUAAACGGCUAAGUCCUGGACUAACAACGGCUUCUGUAACGGUCCAAGUUGUUUCUUCACGGAAUGAGUCAAGUGUUCUCCCACAGAGUCUACUCAAGGCUGGAGUUAAAAGGAUUUGUCAAGUCGAGUGUACACUCACUGGUCUUAGCCAAAAUGAACUUGUCUUUAUAGACGCCAAAAAGGUACGAUGUUACCGAUCGAGGCUUCAAGUCAAUAGUUUCAUCGUAGCGCGUAAGAAUAAUGGUCUCGACCAAAAUUUCGGAAAUUCCUUCGCCGAAUUAGGGGUCCAACUCGCCGGCGGUAUCCUGAUAAACAGUCGAUAUGUCGCUCCUCUGUGCCCAUGCCUCUCGAUUCUUUUCCCUUACCUCUCGGCACCUCGGUUGGCUACUACACUCGUUAUGCGAUCCUCCUUUGCUUUACUAUUGACGGCCUUGGGCAGCUUUGAUGUUGCCCUCGCUGGCCCAUGCAAGCCUCACGAAACGACCAUCGAAAGCUCGGCUACAGUAACUACAGUUGCCCCAACGACUUCAGAAACAAAGGGACCCCUGGUUAUCAGGAACGUCAUUGGCAACGGAAACUUUGCCGUCAGGGACCCGACCAACCCAAGCAACAUCCCCAACUACACCAUCGAAGGCGAUGCCCAGAUUGUUGAGGACAAGGGUUAUACUGCCGACAACAGCAAAGAGAGGGGCUGUGUUGAGCUACAAGCUUCUAACCAACCUCCCUCCCGCAAGCGAGCCAUUGGAAACAUCGUCAGCAUCUCGCAGCAGCUUGACUCUCUUGAUACCAAGAAGAAGUACACUGUUCGAUUCUUUUAUGCUGUGAUUACAGCUAGCAGUAUCAAUGUCUGCACGCUCACCGCUUCUAUCGCUGGGCAUGUAUUCUACACGUCGACGAUUCUUAGCCUUGGAGCUGCUAUGGACUGGAACACUGUUCUUGAACAGACGGAUGUUCCCAACACUGAAGGUGCUUUCGCAGUGGCUGUGAACUGUCCUGUUGGUGGGGUGGCAGCCAUCUACAUUGAUUCCAUCUUUAUGUCGAACCAGGUUACUCCUGACACGAUCAACGAUGUGGCCAUUGACUUUGGUAAUGAUGGUAGCUCUGUUACCACUAGUGGGCUGUCUGCUGUAUCUACGACAUACAAGGAGGCAAGCAGUAGCGCCAACACUGAUGGGCCGUCAACAGAGACCGAGCCACUCACUGAGUCUCACAUCAUUUCGGAUAGUGCGCACCCAACAUCUGGAUUCUUUACAGAGUCUGAUGUUAACACUAUCAGUCCGUCGACCAAGUCUGAAACUGAAACACACAGUGUUGCAGAGAGUGAGACAGAGGGACACACAGCUGGUGUAUCGACUGCCUCUGAACUAUCAAGUCGACUUGAACCAUCAACUGCCUCUCAACCUGCCUCUCAACCUGCCACCCAGGGCCCUUCGACGGCCUCCGAGCCUGUUACUGAAGGCCCAUCGACUCUUCACGAACCAUCAACUGCUUCUGAGCCCGCUACUCAGGACCCAUCAACCGAGUCAGACAGUCAUCCUCCCACUCUUACCUUGAACCCCACCACGGCCGCGCACGCUACAACCGCAAGUGACCUCUCCACUGCCAGCUCUCUGCCAACUGGCUCACGCGUCUGCCCCGUCGGCGCCGCACCUCCGGGCUAUUGCGCACCCGUCGAACCAAGAGUAACGCAGACGGUCUCUCUGGCCGGAAUCCAACAGGAAUCCGAGAACGAGCGCCCUACUGCCCCUCGAGCCUGCUGGGCCUUUGGCAGAGCAAAGUUCGGUACAUGGGGUCGCACAUUGUCAAGCAACCCUCGACAGAACUCUAUCGAAGACUGUGCUCUUCUGUGCAAGCAAGAAGGUUCUGCCUGUAAGGCCUUUGCAUGGGAUGGCGCUCGCCAAGAGGCUUCCUGCCGACUUCUUUCCGAUAGCCUUGGUGUAGCUGGCAUCGAUAUCAACAGCCAGAAUUCCUUGAUGUGGAAUGAUCUCGAUUGCUUCGAGUGUCAGGGUUGCGAUAUCAAGAACCCUGUGGAUGUCGAGACAACUACCGCUGCACCCUCAACAACCUCUCUUCCAGAUAUAACCACCUCUGCUGCCCCCGUUGCCUCGAUGCUCUGCCCCCACUGUCAUCUCCAAAGCUCUCCAUCUUCGGCUCUCGUCUGUCAGAAGAUUGGCAACCUUGGUUCCGUUGAUCUCCAGCCUUAUGCCAACAACGUCUUUGACAAGGCUACUAUGCAGACAACUUCAGAACAGUGCGCCACGAUCUGUUUCAUUUUGAAGGAUUGCAAGGCCUCGGCAUAUGACUCUGCGCGAAGGAGGUGUAUUUUCACCAACACCGCUAUUUCAAGCAGCGCUUUCCAAGAAGCUCAAGACCAAGAUGCUUCAGCCUACAUUCUUCCAUGGAGCUCCAAGGGUUGCUGGUCGUGCUCCAAUGACUGCUCUACCAAGGAUGAGACCACGAGCCAAGCUCCCAGCUCGACUGAACAUACUGUCGAGCCCGCGACAACAACCCCCACUCGAACUCAACCUCCUACAACGUUCAUCUCAUCUUACGCCCCCACCACCACUGAGGCGUCCAUGCCUCAAUGUACACUCGCCCUAUCCGAUGGCUGCACCUUUGAUCAGAACAACUACGAUUACUCUCAAUGCAGCAAAUCCGGAACAUUGAGAAACACCUUCACACUCAGAGAUGACGAAUAUCCCUGGCAGAUGAACAUCAACAGUUAUCAGAACUGUGUGGCCAUGUGCAAUCAGAUGCCCAGCCGCUGCAAGGCUUCCGCAUGGGAUCAAAACUCACAACAAUGUGUCUUUUCCACCAGCUCCAUCUUUACCUCUGCGUUCACCCAGGGUAACGAUGACGGGGCUUUGAACUGGAGUGAGCAGAGUUGCUUUUUGUGUUUCUGCCACGACCAAGAUCGUGAUGAAUACUCUGCAUCGUUGAGAACUGCACUACCCACUGCUACUUGCGCUCCUAGCAUCACAAGUGAGGACGCCGUAUGCCAGCUCAGGCCUGUUGAUAACGGUGCUGUGGUCUGUCAGCAUACGGGUUACUUCCCUUGGUCGUGGGAUGAUGCACCUUCCAAGUUUCCCAACCAGGAUUCUGAGGAGCGAUGUGCGGCUCUUUGUAACUCGAACCCCGAUUGUAUGUCGUCGGGUUGGUCUGAAGAGUAUGGUAAAUGUGCUUUGUCAGGUUUCCAACUCACGGGUAUCGCGUGGCAGCAGUUUGGUAAUACGAUGCUGAGCUGGAGUGAUAAGGGCUGUUGGGAUUGCUCUGACUGUAUCAAGAGUCAGAAGUGGCGUAUAAUUAAUUAA
Fusarium pseudograminearum CS3096 is the source of this 4785-nucleotide messenger RNA. RefSeq lists its product as uncharacterized. The coding region runs from base 1 to 4785 and encodes 1594 amino acids. The transcript has 7 exons. NCBI's taxonomy places the organism in Eukaryota, Fungi, Ascomycota, Sordariomycetes, Hypocreales, Nectriaceae. The record is from RefSeq and is a predicted model, not a curated record.